CUCUACUCUCGAGCCCUUUCUCUACUAUAGGAAAGAGGGAGAAACGACUUUGGUUUGGUUUUCCUCCCCUUGGCCUUCCCUCUCUUUUUCUUCCCUGCGAGUCCCCAAGAAUUCUAAACCUUCGUUAGCCAUGAAAGUUCAGGUUUCUUAAAGCAGGCAUUCGUUCUCACGUGGGUUUUAACGUCCAAGCUCUUCCAUGGAGAUGGAUUCAGCAGAACUGAAUAAAGAACUCGAAGCCAUAGAAGAAACACCUGUUGACCUGUCACUUGAACCAGCUUCUCCUGAAAUAAGCAGUAUCUUUGGAGAACCACAAGUGUUUCCCCGAAUUGGGGAUCAGUACCAGGUGGAAAUUCCGCUUCUAAUAAAAGAAUCCGACUGUCUUCAGCUUAAAAAAAAGCGAAGUGAUGCAGAAGACAUGGUUGAUGUUAGUCAAUCUUUUUUAGUGGGAUUACCCAUCCCUAUUAUGUGGGUCCAUGAUGGAGUUACUAAUAUUAAGUGUGAAUCACUGGAAUGUCUCAGUGAUCCAGAUGAUACUAUGAACCGAAAUGGGUUGGUAGAAUCUGAAAGCAACAAAGAGAACCAGGUGGUUUCUAAUAAUGGAGAUUUGAAACGUGAAUCUUUGGAUUUUGCCCCCAAAUAUGGAAAAGGACUAGAGCCAUCAGCAAGCCUUGAAUUUACUGUGGUAAGCAGGCAGAUAGAUGUGUUUCCUAUGUUGCAAGAAAAGAAGCCUAACCUAGACCAGAGGCAUGGAGGCAGAACUUAUUGUCCAGUUCCAGGGUCUUUAGGUGGAUCUUGGAGUGACAUUGACAAGGAGAGUUUUAUCCUUGGUCUAUAUAUCUUUGGGAAGAAUCUUAAUCAGGUGAAGAGAUUUAUGGAGAGUAAAGAGAUGGGGGAUAUACAAUCUUUCUAUUAUGGGGAGUUUUAUAGGUCUGAUGGGCAUCGUAAGUGGUCAGAGUGCAGGAAGAUAAGAAGCAGAAGAUGUAUACAUGGGCAAAAGAUUUUUACUGCAUGGAGGCAACAAGAAUUGUUGUCACGCUUGCUUCCUCGCAUGUCAGAGGAUUGCCAGAAUACGUUGCUAGAGGUCUCUAGGACAUUUGGAGAGGGGAAAAUUUCUUUGGAAGAAUAUGUCUCUGCUUUAAAGGCUACAGUUGGCAUGAACAACCUCAUUGAAGCUGUAGGAAUUGGUAAAGGGAAGCAAGACUUGACCGGCAUCGUGAUGGAGCCAUUAAAAUCCAAUCAUGUUAUUCCUGUUCGUCCUGAAAUACCAGUCGGCAAGGCAUGCUCAUCUCUUACGUCUGGGGACAUCAUCAAGUUUCUAACAGGAGACUUCCGGUUAAGCAAAGCCCGGUCAAAUGAUCUCUUUUGGGAAGCUGUUUGGCCCCGUUUACUAGCAAGAGGGUGGCACUCUGAGCAGCCUAAGAAUUAUGGUUGUGCUGGUUCCAAGCAUGCUCUGGUGUUCCUUAUACCUGGUGUUAAGAAGUUCUCAAGAAGGAGACUUGUGAAAGGAAACCACUACUUUGAUUCUGUUAGUGAUGUCUUGAACAAAGUUGCAUUAGACCCUAGUCUUCUGGAGCUUGAGGUUGAAGCGGUUAAAAGCAGUGUCCAGGAAGAAUAUAGGUGGGACUCAGAGCUGAAAGUGGAUCAAGAUGGAUUCUCUGAUCGUCAACGUCAUUGUUAUCUUCGACCACGCAUUUCAAAGUGCAAGUUGGAGCUCAUGAAGUUUACCAUUGUGGAUACCAGUUUGGCUUAUGGAGCAGAACCAUCAAAGUUGAGAGAACUAAGAAGUAUACCUGUCAACACUACUAAUACUUCCAUCCAAACUAACAUUUUGAGAGAUCCUGAAAGGGAUACCUCUGAGGAGAUUGUGGAUGAUCCAGACAUGGCUCAUGAUGACCCAGCUCAUGGUCACAGUGAUGACAAUACUUCCAGCCCCCCAAAGGUCAUGUUUAAAAGGGAACUUGACUCAUCAAAGAGCAUUGAGCAUGAGAUGCCAACUAACAGUCAAGAUCCCUCUCAUAGACCAUCUGACAAUCAUGAAAAUUCAUGCCAGAAUAUUGAGGAGCAACCAAGGAAGACAAUUUGCCAACUCAGCUGGAUCCCUAAUGGUCCAGAUCCUUCCAAUGGACCAUUGGACAAUCAUGCAAAUUCAUAUGCCAAUAUUGAAAAGCAACAGAGGAAGACAAAGUGCCAAUUCGGCCAGAGUGUCAAACCCAGCCAGUCAAACCAUGCCCCUGUCACAAAAAGACGGAGGUUAACUGCUUGUAAUCAGUCAGAAACAAGCCACAGCAGGAACAGUUUUUUGGUGGCUCCAGUCCGAAAACAAGAGGAGCCUUCUUUCCAGUUAUAUUCACCUGAUGCAAAUGAGACCAUAGUUUCUCAAGUGGUUCAAUCUCUGGAUAAGGUAUCUUCUACUAGUUCUUCUGCUAACAGCAGUCCAGAUGAGAGCAGUGAAGGGAUUCUCAAAGGAAAUGGUUUUGGUGAACUACCUAAUGAGAAACGUCAACCACGGACUUUGAUUGACCUUAAUCUACCCCAUGUUCCACCAGAUUUUGAAACUGAUGAACCCUUUACCAUGGAGGUAGACAGCCAGGACGACCCCAGCACUAAGAGGACAUUGUUACCAUCUGAAACCGGUCAACAGCUAGAGGAUUCUGAGGAUAUGAGAACCAGUACUGCCGAGCAGCAGCCUACUGUAAAUUCCAGGAGGCAGAGCACGAGAAACCGGCCAUUGACAACAAAAGCAUUGGAAGCUCUUGCUUGUGGGUUCCUUAAUACAAAGCGAAGGAAGAGGGGUGCAGAAACUCUUUCACAAGAGAACAUAAUAUCAAGGCCUUCCAGGCGAGCCCGUGGUAGGGUAGGAGUUACUGGAAAUUGGGGUGUUGAAGCUGGAGUUGUGGAUUCCAAGGUUGUGGAGAUGAUGGUUGAUUGUGAGUGUAGUGGUAACACAGUUGGCAAGCCUCAGGUUGGGUCUGAGAAAGGAACUCAUGAGUUAUUAGGGAUGACCAAUCCUACAUAUCAUCCUGAAGUUUUGAUGUGUAAAGAUGAUUGAUAUGGUUAGAUGGUGAUAUCAUUUGCCUGUUGCAGAUGAAGAUGCAAGAAAGUUUGGAAAGAGUGGUCCCCCAGUUGGCAUGCCCAAGAACUUGCUUCACUGUGUUUAACCGUAAUCUGGGGAGAUCAAUGUCUUUUUUGUUUGCUUUCAUCCUAUUAUAUACAAGGAGAAGAACAAAGUGCCGCUUCCCACUGGCUGCUUUGCAUCUGGCAGGUGAAAUCACUGAAAC
Molecule: messenger RNA, 3278 nt
Organism: Telopea speciosissima
Lineage: Eukaryota; Viridiplantae; Streptophyta; Magnoliopsida; Proteales; Proteaceae
Exons: 4
Coding region: 197-3049 (950 amino acids)
Cellular component (GO): nucleus
Molecular function (GO): transcription corepressor activity
Source: RefSeq, a predicted model, not a curated record